This is a messenger RNA of Anolis carolinensis (green anole), 1561 nucleotides long. RefSeq names its product natterin-3. The transcript has 3 exons. The record is from RefSeq and is a predicted model, not a curated record. The coding region runs from base 47 to 1321 and encodes 424 amino acids. NCBI's taxonomy places the organism in Eukaryota, Metazoa, Chordata, Lepidosauria, Squamata, Anolidae.
UGAAUAAUUUGUUCUGUUAUCACUGGACAGCUGUUAAUAUUUAUACAUGAUGCCAACAAGGACAUGGAAAGCCCUGCCUGACCAAUAUAAAUGGAGAGCUGGGAAAGGAUCAGAAGCCAGAAUCUCUCAACAAGAAGCAUCAAUGGAUUUCAGGAUGUAUCUUUUCUUCUGUGCUCUCUUCAUGUCUCUGAUGGAUGACCAUUGUAUCAGUGGCAAGGAGAGUGUUCUUCUUACAUCACUAGAGAAAACUGUAGAAAAGGGCCCUCUGGUGACAGUUGUCCAAAAUGAAGACCGUAAUGCAGCAGUGAACCAGACCAGAAACAAUCGACGUGAUAUUUUCUAUGAAACAAACCUGAAGUGGGUUUGGUUUUACCAAUCUGCUCCCAGUGGAGCAGUUUCAUUCUGGAAUAGCUAUGCUAACAGAUGGGAAUAUCCCUGCUGGGAAGGAGGAUGUGGAGCUGGUUACUACAGUCCAACCCGUGGUCCUUACUGUUACUAUGCUGAAAGCAAUCGAGAACACAGUACCACUAGUUUCAAGGUGUUGGUGAAUGAACAUGACUUUGAAUCAUUGAAAUGGCAAUCAGAUUCCAAUGGUAAUGUUCCACGUAAUUCAAUUGAUACUUGCCCGGGAGCAAAAGUCUAUGUGGGGAAAAAUCAAUAUGGCUUAGGAAAAGUAGUUGUCAAACACAGGUCUUUCUUCAUUGGAAGGAACGGUAAAGAAUACUGGUAUAAAAAGUAUGAUGUCUUGACCAUUUAUAAAGAUUAUCAAUCUCAGCAAAUCAACAACGUCAAGUACAUGAAAGAGCAGGGGAUAUAUAGCAACAAUGCCCUGACCUUGUUGACCACUAAAGUCAUCAACAAUAACUGUGACUCAGCAAAGAAGAUUACCACCUUAUCAAAAACUGUAUCCUUUGAACAUCGCUGGGAGGUUGGAGUUGCCCUUUCGCAGAGUGUGAGCAGUACUAUUACACUGGGGAUACCUGAAGUCAUUGGGACAUCAUGGGGUUUUUCAUCAGAGAAAACCUACAACUGGAAUAAAGGUUUCACGCAGACUGAAACGGUCACAUUUACUGAAACUGUAGAAAUUGACAUCCCGCCUAACCAGAGCUGUGAAGUGACAAUGGAGGGCAUAACAAUGAAGGCAAGAAUUCCCUUUACUGCCAGAGCAACUCGUUACUAUUAUAACGGAGAGAGUCGAAGUGCCACCGUCCAAGGGGUCAGCAAUAGUGAUGUUGUGGCACAAGUGCACACAGAAAUUAAGCGGUGCCAACCCAUCCCUGAUGCAGAGCCAUGCCUUUCAGAGGUCAGGGGCACAUAUUAAUAAUCCUCUAUGCUAUUCCCUAGCCAUUCAUUGUCCUGCACCAGAAAUCAAGAAAAUAAAAUAUUCCUCUGGGUAACAUAAAGGACAACAGAUGAGGGCUGAGCUUUGAUAUGAAAGAAUCUACUUAAUCCAAUAGAAGAAACAGUGAUUAUUCCUCUAUUCCAUCAUGCUACAAUAUAAACACGCUUCCCGAUUGUGAAUAAAUUUGCUUGGGAAUAAAUAUCAUAUAUUGCAAUGAGA